AUAGCUGUCAGCUUCAACCACCAAGACCUAUCAGUAACCAGUAGGCGACAUCCGGAGGAUUUGGUGUCAAUUUUGCAAUCGGUCGCAUUGGAAAUCGUCACAACUGGCUCCGGAAUACAGAUGCCAUGGGCAACAAGGUGUCGCCGAGCCCGGACGACCUCCCGCCCGUCGAAGACUCGUACGAGCUACUGUGCAAAGAUGGCAAGCGGAAAAUUUGGUGCAAACAGUGGAAACCCAACAAUAUAGAGAAAGCGAGAUGUGCCAUCUACAUCUGCCACGGCUUGGGUGAACACUGCAUGGUGUACGACUUCAUCGCAAAAAUUUGGGCGCAGAAAUACGAUGCUCUUGUGAUGGCCAACGACCACAUGGGUCACGGAAGGAGCGAAGGCCAACCCCGCGCCUACACCGACAGUCUCUCCACAUUCGUAUCGGACGUGCACAUGCAUAUAGAAGAGGCUUAUCAGAAAUUGCAAAAAACUCCCGAAGAGCUGCCGCUGUUUAUUUUUGGACACUCGAUGGGAGGCGCAAUCUCCCUGCUUCUCGCGCGGGAGAAUCCUAAACGUAUCACUGGAGGGCUCAUGCUCAUGGGACCGCUGAUAGAAUACAGCACAUAUAACCUGGCGAACCUCAUAAAGUACCAUUUGACGAAGACGAUUGGGAGCAUCCUACCCGCGAACAUGCCCGCUUCGCCUUUACUGUAUACAGACUGCGUCUCGGAGCCGGAGCAAGCUGCGGAAUUCAAUAAGGAUCCUCUACGUUAUCAUGGAUGGAUACGAUUCGGAAUCGUUCGCGCCAUGUUCAAGGCGGUCGAAGAAAUCCGGGACAUGGCCGACAAGUUCGACGUCCCGAUAUUCCUUGGACACGGCACAGCCGACAAGCUCUGUUGUCCCACGGCGGCUCAGAUCUUCAUCGACAAGGCUGCUUCGAAAGUGAAAACGCUCAAGAUAUACCAAGGUGGCGCUCACUGUCUCUUCCACGAGUUCAAGAGCGGAAUCCGCAACGAUCUGAUCCGUGAUCUGGACGAAUGGCUGCACGAUCGCAUGAAGGCGACGGGAAGCUAAGCAGAGUUGGAAGUUAUCGGAUGCCUUACGGCCAGCUUCUGAUUGAAGCUGGAUAUCGCCAGACUCC
Galendromus occidentalis (western predatory mite) is the source of this 1128-nucleotide messenger RNA. RefSeq names its product monoglyceride lipase. Lineage: Eukaryota; Metazoa; Arthropoda; Arachnida; Mesostigmata; Phytoseiidae. The transcript is spliced from 7 exons. The record is from RefSeq and is a predicted model, not a curated record. Bases 126 to 1061 code for a protein of 311 amino acids.